Molecule: messenger RNA, 4374 nt
Organism: Closterium sp. Yama58-4
Lineage: Eukaryota; Viridiplantae; Streptophyta; Zygnematophyceae; Desmidiales; Closteriaceae
Source: the annotation of a GenBank genome assembly
AUGGCGCGCAGUGUGGUACAGUUAGAGGAGCUAAGGGAAGAGGUGGUGGCGAUGAGAGGCGCUUUGGGGGAGACGGAGAGGAGGCUGCAGGAGGCGGAGGAGAGGGCGGAGAGGGCGGAAGGGGAGGUGCGGGAGAGGAGCGACGAGGUGGAGGAGCUGAGGGGGCAGGUGGGCGUGCUGAUGGAGCGACUCAAAAGCAAGGACAAUGAUGUGCGGCAGCUGUCAGAAACCCUCUCUCAGCACCGCGCCCAAGCAGCAUCUGCUGCCGCCGCUGCCGCACAUUCUGCCAGCACAGCAGCCAUUUCCGCACAUACUGCCGCACAUUCUGGAACAGCAAGUUCGGGCGCAGGAGAGGGAGAGACAGGAGAAGCAGGGUCGAAGAAUUCAGGAGCCAAGGAUUCAAGAGGAGCAGUGUAUUCAGGAGGAGCAGUGGACUCGGCGUCAGCGCUUGCGGUGUGGAGUGUGGCUCGGGCGGCUAGUGUGGGGGCGAGUGGAGAGAUGAUGGAGAGUGCUUCGAGAUCGCUGGCUGCUAUUGAGUAUGAUGACGCUGCUAUCGCUCGCAUUCAGGAGAACCCCCAGGAAUCCGUUCUCGUUUUCCUCACCACGCACAUCAUCGGCCUCUCCCCCCAAGGCCUCCCUCUGGCCGCCCCAGCCAUCUACCGCACCCUCCUCCACUUUGGCGCCUUCCCCCCCGCCUCCUCCCCCUCCGCCCCCGCCCUCCUCUCCUCCACCAUCCGCCACCUGCAAGCCGCCAUCCUUCCAGAAGAGGAAACCCUUUCUAUUUCAGGAGGAGGGGUGGGGCCGGGUGGGGUGCCGGUGGUGAGAGUGAAGGAGCAGUGCUACUGGCUGUCGAAUGUGGCGUGCUUGAUGCUGCUGGUUGAGGUGGUGUAUAAACCUGCUGCCGCUGCCGCUGCCGCGGACAAACCUAAGCCUGCUGCUGGCUCCAACUGGUUCACGAACAUGUUUCAUGCCCCGUCAUUCAGCGAUGCAUCAAGGCAGCAGCAGCAGCAACAGCAGCAGCAGCAGCCAGCGCUGGGCUCAGUCGAGUUCCUCGUGUUCAAGCAGGAGCUCGCAGUGCUGCUGGACGACGCCUUUCUGGAGCUCCGUGCUUCUGUCAACCUUGAACUACAGACCCUCGUCUCUCUCCUAGCACAGGUAGUGACUGGUGCACGUAAAGUCGAUCUGGAUCUCGCAGUGCUGCUGGACGACGCCUUUCUGGAGCUCCGUGCUUCUGUCAACCUCGAACCACAGACCCUCGUCUCUCUCCUAGCACAGGUAGUGACUGGUGCACGUAAAGUCGAUCUGCAGGAGCUCGCAGUGCUGCUGGACGACGCCUUUCUGGAGCUCCGUGCUUCUGUCAACCUCGAACUACAGACCCUCGUCUCUCUCCUAGCACAGGUAGUGACUGGUGCACGUAAAGUCGAUCUGCCCCUCCUUCCUUCAUGCCGACCUACCUCCCCUCCGUGCCUCCCCUCCGUGCCUCCCCUCCGUGCCUCCCCUCCGUGCCUCCCCUCCGUGCCUUCCCUCCGUGCCUCCCCUCCGUGCCUCCCCUCCGUGCCUUCCCUCCGUGCCUCCCCUCCGUGCCUCCCCUCCGUGCCUCCCCUCCGUGCCUCCCCUCCGUGCCUUCCCUCCGUGCCUCCCCUCCGUGCCUCCCCUCCGUGCCUCCCCUCCGUGCCUCCCCUCCGUGCCUCCCCUCCGUGCCUCCCCUCCGUGCCUCCCCUCCGUGCCUCCCCUCCGUGCCUCCCCUCCGUGCCUCCCCUCCGUGCCUCCCCUCCGUGCCUCCCCUCCAACAGCCUCAUGCUGCGCAGCCACUGGUGUCCCAUCACGCUCGCCAAUGGAGAAGCCAUGGAGCAAGGGCUGCAAGCACUCGAAGCAUGGCUCUCAGAGCACGUGCACCCCUGGCUGGAUGGAACAGCAACAGGAAUGGGCAUGAGCAGGAGCGUGGGGAGCAUCGGAGCAGGCACUGCUGCUGGAAGCGUGGGAGGGGGGUCGCGGACCAGGCUAAUAGACGCCCUGCAGCACACGUACCAGGCGGUGUUAUUGCUGACGGCAAAACAAAAAGCACGGAAGACCAUGGAGGAGGUGGUAGCGAUGUGUCCGUCGCUCAACUUCACGCAGCUCACCAUCCUGUGCUCGUGGUUCGAGGACGAGGUGUAUGGCUCACGGGGCUUCGACAGGGCUGUGCUGCAGCAGCUGAGGGGAGCAGGGGAGGACUACGAGUCUGAACUCCUGGAGGCGUUUGAAGGCCUGCCUUUCACCCCCACAGCCGUGGUAGCAGCAGUGCCGCCAAUCAACCCCAUGAUGGCAGCGGGUCGUGUGGACUUGAAAUGGGUGCGGCGGCGCGUGACGGAAGCGCUCCUCGUGAGCGGCGCAGUGGUGGCGUGCCUCGUUAACCACCAUGUUCCCCAGCCAUACAUGGACGAGAUUUUCCACGUGCCUCAGACACAGCAGUACUGCCGAGGGGACCUGCUGACGUGGCAUCCGCUCAUCACCACGCUGCCUGGCCUUUACUACCUAGCUCUUAUAUUCGUGGGCGCACAAUACGCCCUCCUGCAACUCCUAGGCAUCGUCAAAACCGCUGCCCACGUGGCAUCCACGUCAGACGCCACGUCCGACGCCACGUCAGCAGCAGGCGUGUCAUUCGCAUCCCUGUGCUCCCCUGUGACGCUGCGAUCCCUCAACCUCCUCCUCCUCGUCCUCUCCUUCCCUCUCUUCUACUCCACUGCCCGUGCUGCUGCUGCCGGUGCUGCUGCCGGUGCUGCUGCCGGUGCUUCUGGUGCUUCUGAUGCUGCUGCUGUAACAUCAGACACAGCUCGUUCAAAGAAGGCGGGCAAGCCCUAUUCACAGCCUCGAGGUGUCGCUGCCCUCCUGCACAGAUACGAAACCCUAUAUGACACCAAAGACGAAACGCAAGACGACACCAGAGAUGGAACUCAAUACGAAACUGGGAACGACGCGCAAGCUGACACCAAAAGCCGCACCCCCGGCCACGCGCCUUGGGACGAAGUCGACGAGGACUGCACGUGGAGGGCGGCGAUGUUUGUCCUGUUCCCGCUGCACUGGUUCUUUGGAUUCUUGUUCUACACCGACGUGGCCUCGUCUGUAGCCGUGCUGGCUAUGAUGCGAUGUGUGUACAAGAAGCAACACUACCGCGCUGCACUGCUAGCAGCAGGCAGCAUCAUCAUUCGCCAGAACAACGCCGUGUGGGCGCUGCUUGCUCUCUGCCUCUCCGUCUCGCACUUCCUGGCCGUGCCUGUUCUACUGACAGUGACCCCCCAACCCCAAGGGACUCCACAGCUGACGACUUCUCUGAUCACUCCCAAGGGGACUUGUAAAGACGGGGCAGAAAAAGACGAGGCGGAAAAGGAUGAGGCGAAAAAGGACGAGGAAGAAAAAGAUGAGGCGGAAAAAGACGAGGCGGAAAAAGACGAGGCGGAAAAAGACGAGGCGGGAAAGGACGAGGCAGAAAGAGAUGAGGACAGCAGGGGCAGAACCGACAAACAUGGGACCUUACGCAACGGCGCUGUCACCGAUUUUCAAGAAAGAAGCUUCCCGGAUCCUUCUUGGGUCACAGAGGCGGCUGCGAGAGGGGAAGACGUCCCCAGGGCGCUGCUGCUGCUGCUGCACCGGGCGUGGGCCAUGCAGGGGAAGUUUCUCAGAAACUUCUUCCCGCUGCUGGUGGUGCUUGCGGCGUUCUUUGUCUUUGUGCGCGUCAACGGGGGAAUCGUUGUUGGUGCACGCACAGAGCACCGCCUCUCCCCCCAUCUCAUGCAACCACUCUACUUCGCAGCCUUCUCCGCCCUCUCCCUCUCGCCCCUCCUCCUCGCCCCCUCCUCCCUCCUCCCGCUCCUCUCCACCACCUCUCGCUCUCUCCGAUCAUCACCUGGUCGCUGCCUCGUCCUCUCUCUCCUCGCCUCCGCUCUGAUCUUUCUCGCUAUCAAACACUUCAGUCUCGCCCAUCCCUAUCUGCUAGCGGACAACCGCCACUACCCCUUCUACAUCUGGCGCCGCCUCAUCAACCCGCCCCACAGCCCGUCGCGGCGCUUUCUCCUCCUGCCACUCUAUGCUCUCUCUCUGCUCGCCCUCCACCACUCACUACGCCGUGCCAUGACCCCUCUCGGCCUCUUCUUUUUCUCAGCUGCCACAGGAGCAGUGCUCGUCCCAUCCCCACUCCUCGAAUUCCGCUACUUCAUCCCUCCCUUCCUGCUCCUACUGCUGCACCUCCCUCUACCUCGUAACCGCCUGGAAAAGAGGGUUGCUUGUGGUCUGGUUGUCGGUGCAUUUGCUGCUGUAGAUAUCGCCACUAUGGGACUCUUUCUAUUCCGCCCGUUCACGUGGGAGGGGCAUGAGGGCUUGCAACGGUUCUUGUGGUAA